Homalodisca vitripennis (glassy-winged sharpshooter) is the source of this 3961-nucleotide messenger RNA. Its product is annotated as coronin-7-like. Gene Ontology annotation, biological process: translational initiation. NCBI's taxonomy places the organism in Eukaryota, Metazoa, Arthropoda, Insecta, Hemiptera, Cicadellidae. The record is from RefSeq and is a predicted model, not a curated record. Gene Ontology annotation, molecular function: RNA binding; translation initiation factor activity; protein binding. The coding region runs from base 311 to 3817 and encodes 1168 amino acids. The transcript has 22 exons. Gene Ontology annotation, cellular component: cytoplasm.
UAAAUUACUUUCCCAGCUAUAAAUUAAAUUGUUCUAACUAUAGAGUAUUGAAAAUAAAUCCCCAAUACAAUGUUUGCAAUUGAUUUGAAAAUUUGCAUUAACGAAUUUCAUGCAUAAAGCGUUUUAUUUGAAAUAUAUAUGGAGUUUUCUUGUUGAUAAAGCCAUUUCCUGAUUUAUCUCAAUUCUUAUUGGAUACUGGACAGACACUGACGACGACUUGCGGACGCUCACGGUUGACGUCUGAUCAUAAACAAAGCUUGUUUAGUGACAGUGGUUGUAUAACUGUCGUUACAGGAAUCAGGUUUAGAAAAUGGCUUGGAGAUUUAAGGCAUCCAAGUUCAAAAAUGCUGCUCCUAUCGUGCCAAAGCCUGAGGCCUGUGUUAGAGACAUAUCAGUUGGCUCUUACCAGACGUAUGGAAACAAUAUCACAGCAUCCGCUGCUUUCAUGGCUUUCAAUGUUGAUCAUAAUGGAUCAAGUUUAGCAGUGCUGCCAAUUGAUGAUUGUGGACGGAAGAGCAAGACUAUGCCGCUACUCUACGCCCAUACUGACACCAUUACAGAUAUGGACUUCUCACCUUUUCAUGACGGCAUGCUUGCAACAGGAUCUCAAGACUGUUUGGUGAAAGUGUGGCACAUUCCAGAGAAGGGAUUGGAGGAGAAUCUGACCAACCCUGAGUGUACAUUCUCCCACAAACAGCGUCGGGUGGAGACGGUGUGCUUCCACCCCACUGCCAAUUGUCUGCUUAGCACCACCUCCUACACCACCCUCACCCUCUGGGACAUCACUGCCGAGAAGGAGUUGUACAGUAACAGUGAUCACACGGACGUGGUUCAGGCUGUCAGCUGGAAGCGGGACGGACGAUUGGUGGCCACAUCUUGCAAAGACAAACAGUUGCGAGUGAUUGACCCUCGUAGCUCCAAACAGCAAGUGUCACAUUCCACCAACAGCCACCAGAGCAUUAAGGACUCACGGGUGGUCUGGCUCGGGGAUACAAACAGAAUACUGACAACUGGCUUCGACUCAGCACGCCAAAGAGAAGUCUGCAUAAGAGAUUUGAGGAAAUUCAGCGAUCCUGAAAAGACAUUAGUUUUAGACAGUUCAACUGGGAUCCUGAUUCCUCUAUAUGACCCAGACACUUGUAUGCUGUUUUUGGCUGGAAAAGGAGAUACAACGAUUUCUUAUCUGGAAGUCAUUGACAGAGACCCGUACUUAGUAGAGGGCAUCAGACAUUCCGGAGAGCAGACCAAGGGAGCGUGCCUGGUGCCCAAGCGAGCACUCAAUGUGAUGCAAGCUGAGGUCAACCGGGUGUUGCAGCUGACCUCGUCCUCGGUCAUCCCCAUUAUGUACCAGGUUCCGAGGAAGUCGUAUCGAGACUUUCACAGUGAUCUAUUCCCUGAGACAGCAGCGGCGGAGUCUCAAGUGUCUCCGGCAAGUUGGCUCCAGGGAGUCGACACUCAGUUGGCCAGGAUAUCCCUGGACCCCAUGGAGAAACAGCUCAUUCAGGUACACAAAGGACCGUUGUCUGCUGUGCGUCAGCAGCUGCAAGAGAAAAGCCAAAAGAGCCAACCAAUCAAAGCCGUGGAAUCACCUCCGAAAUCGUAUCGAAACAACAUUGCAGCAGCUAGAAACAUGUUUGAGAAAGACAACAAUGAAACAAACGAACAGAAGAACAAACAAGUUGAGAUCAUCAAGAAAGUGGAGGAACCACAGAUCGAGAAUGAGGACUCUGAGAAAAUUAUCCAGAAUGGAAACAAGGGCGAAAAUAUAACACCUCCUAAACCUCUACCGAGAAGGACCAAUUCCUUGUCGGAAAGUGAGGAGCCUCAAGCACCUGUCCAGAAACCGGUGGCAAGACCGAGAACUAAUUCUGUGAUCACGACAACAGCUCCCCUGACAACCCCUCCAGUAGCAGCUCCCGUGACGACAUCACCUGCUACCACCAACUCCCCCUCAAUAAAUGUGCCUACAGCGUACAAGCCAAGGCUGGGUCCGAAGCCGUUUACACCACCCAAACUGAGCUUGGACAACACAAGCAGUGCUAGCGAGUUGGACAGAGUGUUCUCAGUUCCUGCGGCCCCGUCCAGCCCUGCUGUCAACGGUGCUAGCCACAGCCCCGCAGUGUCCGAGCCUAGCCCAGGCCCUGCCUCACUACCUCAGCAGGAGGAGCUAGCCAAUGGGGAGGAAGAGGUGAUGGAUGGUGGAGGGGGAGGGGAUGUAACUCCUAGCACUGCCGAGAGAGUGCGGCUCUGGUCAGAGGUGGAGCGGCGAGGUGACAGUAAGCCUGGCGCAGGAGAGGGAGACUUAGCAGGAGUGGGGGAGGAUGAGCCAGAGAACCUAGAGAGAGGAGGAACACGGGGCAGUAUAGCUGAGCGACGGAGGUUGUAUGAGAACAGAUCCAUGUCAGUCCAGGAACCUGUCAGUCCUUCUCCCACACCACUGCGCAGACGAGAUUCACUCAAGCAAUCCAAGUCCGGCCCAAUAAAGGAAGAAGAUGGAAAUACCAAUAAGAGAAACUCAUCGAUACAGCCCAGUAAGCCUGACUCUGUUCCAACCACACCAGCUCCUAAACGUACUUCUACUGUUUUUGGUCGAGUCUCAAAGUUUCGUCAUCUCAAAGGCACGCCAGCACACAAGUCUGCACAUAUUGAGAAUAUCCGGAACCUUUCCCGGCAGAUAUCUGGAGAGUGUGACGGAUUCCAUGCCAACAGUGAGAGGGUGGCUGUUCCCCUGAGUGGACCGGGUGGUAAGAUUGCAGUUUUUGAGCUGGCUAAGACAGGCAAACUUCCAGAUGGUGUGAUACCAGCACUAGUACAUGGUACCAACAUCAUGGAUUUCACCUGGGACCCUUUCAACAACAGACGGCUUGCUGUCGCAUGCGAUGACGGAACAAUCAGGCUAUGGCUUAUCCCCGAGGGGGGACUCACAGAACCCACCAACAGCCCAGACACAGUGCUGGAGGGUCAUUCAGAGAAAAUCUACUUCAUCAAGUUCCAUCCCUUAGCACAGGACGUGUUGGCUUCUGGGUCGUAUGACAUGACUGUGCGUGUCUGGGACCUAACUCGUGGCUACGAUCCUAUCACAUUGCAAGGACACACCGACCAGGUAGACCAGGCUGUAAACCCUAUUAUGUGGAUAAGAUUAAAAAAAAUUGAAUUAAAGAACAAUGGCUUUGGUGAUGAUGAUAUUGAUAAUGGUUCAAGAGACCUCCAAAAUACUGAUAAAGUACCAUUAGUGCCUCUGGAAAUACCACCUGGAGAUCACAAGCUGCAGUACACGUAUUGGCUGUGGUUUAGCAAGCGGUCUCCCGGUAAGCAGUAUACACAGAGCUACGAUCAGAACCUCAAAUUGGUGGGCAGGUUCGGCUCAGUGGAGCAAUUCUGGUCUAUAUACAGCCACCUCGUGCGGCCCUCAGAACUCCAGAGCCAUUGUGAUUUCCAUCUCUUCAAAACUGGCAUCAAACCGAUGUGGGAGGAUGAAGCUAAUAAACUGGGAGGGAAAUGGAUUGUGCGGCUAAGGAAAGGCCUGGCUUCACGUUGCUGGGAGAAUCUAAUCCUGGCAAUGUUGGGUGAACAGUUUAUGGUGGGCGAGGAAAUCUGUGGCGCUGUUGUGUCGAUUCGGUUCCAGGAGGACUCUAUUUCCGUAUGGAACAAGACAGCCUCCGAUCAAGGAACGACGACAAGGAUCCGAGAUACCCUGCGCCGCGUACUGAACAUGCCACCCAACACCAUACUGGAGUACAAGAGUCACAACGACAGUCUCAAGGCCUGGAACCGAGUGCCCCCACCUCCUGCUGCCACAUCUGCCCCCCGGAUUUGACAGACUUUAAAUCGAUAAACUGUUAUUGUGGUUGUCUUCAUUCUAAUUGUAUAAAGUUAUAUAACGUUUUAUAUGUAAAGCGGUUACUGCUGUAUCGUUUCCUGUUGAGAUAUAUUUAUUUAUAAACAAUAACAUUUUAUGCAA